UGCUCUCCACGUGUGUUUUAUAAAAGUUUAGCAUUUUAUUUGUUUUAAUGUGGAUUUGCACUGCACCUCACGGAUGGCUAUUAAAUUGAUAUACAUAAGGCAGCAAUCGAGCAUUGUAAACACCGAUAUAAAAAAAAAAACAAAAAAAAAAAAAAAACGCAUGCAUUAAGUUGUAUUACAGAGAUUCACGUUUAAAUGGUCUCGGUGACUGUGGUUAAGUGGUGUUUUUUUUUUUUUUUUUUUAAAUAUGCUAUAUAGAAUUUAAUAAUUUAAAAAAUCAAUUUUUAUAUAAUUGAUAUGAUUUUCACAGAUCCACAAUAAGGGUCUAAAUGGGACGGAGUGAACAGACGUAAGCGUCGGUUAUUUUGAAGGGGUGGUUACCUGUGCAGGUGUGUAAUUCGAAACCUCAAGGGUGUAACGUUGUGCCUGGAAGUUCAGAUGUCAGAGCUGGGAAUAGGUGUCGAGAUGGAAGAAACCAGUCUGCAAACUCAAGUGAAACCUUCAUUAAUCAAGGGGUUUGUCAUCAGAACUUUGAUUGACUUUUUUGGUACAUCGUCAGAAAAACCUUUUAUUAUCCGGAUUUUACAAAGAUUAUAAAACUCUUGGAAAUUAUGCAUUAAAGAGAAGACCGCUGCUGCAUUGUCUUAUUUUUGCAUUGUUUCCUUUCUACACGUUUUAAACCUACAGGAUUGGUACGUGAAUUCAACGAAAAGCUGAAGGAUGAUGAACGCAACGCUGUAUGCAGGCAGGAAGAGAAGUCGGCCUGUAAGAGGCAGUAAGCCGUUGCCUGUAGAUAGAGUGAAGAUGAACCCUUCAAAGAGACACAGGGACCGGCUAAACACCGAACUGGAGCGCCUGGCCUCACUGCUGCCUUUCCCAGAGCACAUCACCAACAAACUGGACAAACUCUCCAUCAUGAGGCUUGCUGUCAGCUUCCUGCGAGCCAAGACCUUCUUUGGCAACUCUUUGCAGAAAAAAUGCCAGGUUCCUGCCCUCCCCCUACCACUGACAGUCAGCCAAGAAAGUAUAAGUCAAGAGGGGGUGCCCUCGCCUGGUUUCGUGGUGCCGGAGGGAGACCUGCUUCUCCAGGCAGUGAAUGGUUUUGUGCUGGUUGUGACGGGAGAAGGGACUAUCUUCUACACCUCACACACCAUUCAGGACCACCUCGGCUUCCACCAGAGUGAUGUGAUCAAUCAGAGUGUCGAUGAGCUGAUCCACACAGAGGACAGAGAGGAGUUCAACAGGCAGCUGCACUGGGCACUCGAUCCACCCAAGAAAGCAGGAGGAGAGGGGUACACCAGUGACCCAGCAUUGCUGUACCAGCCCACCCAGCUGCCCCCAGAGAACUCGCCCUUCCUUGACAGGAGUUUCGUCUGCCGAAUGCGCUGCCUGCUUGACUCCAGCUCCGGCUUCUUGACCCUGCACUGUAAUGGGAAGCUGAAGUUCCUCAACAGUAUGAACAGGAAGUCCCAGAGUGUGGACAAGGCCCCGUCCCAGCUGGCCCUCUUUGCCAUCGCAGUUCCGGUCCAGCCACCUGCCAUCAUGGAGAUCCGGACCAGGAGCCUGGCCUUCCGCAGCAAACACCAGCUGGACUUCUCUCCCAUUAGCAUUGAUGCAAAGGGGAAACUGCUCCUUGGCUGGACAGAGACUGAGCUGAAGGCUCAUUCUGGAUAUCAUUUCAUACACUUUGAGGACAUUUUGUACUGCGCUGAGAACCACUUGAAGAUGAUGAAGACAGGGGAUAGUGGGGUGACAGUUUUCCGUCUUCUCACAAAGAAGCAUACGUGGAUCUGGAUCACUGCUAUCGCCAGAGUGACUUAUAAAGAUGACAAACCCGACUGCAUCAUUGUGACUCAGCGGCCACUGACAGAUGCUGAAGGAGAGGAGCACCUCCUGAAGAGAGCCAAGCAUGACAAGUUCUUGCUGGACAAGCAGUCCCUGCUGUACAACAGUAGUAAUCUCCUGAGCCCGCAUGCCAGCAGGUGUCACCAGCAGGUGGAGAGAGAGGGACGCACUGCAGAGAGGCACUACAACCCUAGCAGCAUCCUGGCAGCGUCUCUUCAUCAGGACCAAGCUUCCUAUACCUACUGUCCCCCCAAGGAGUCUGCAUCUUUCCUCUCCCCUUCCACCACCCCCUCCUCUUCCCCAGGCCUGCAGACCAAGAAAGCAACCUGGCCAGCGGUCCCUGCAGAUGUGAGCAUCUGGGAGAUGCUGUGGCAGUACGGGUUGAGUCAAGAGGACCUGGAGCUCAUCCAAAUGGAUGAGACUAUAGCUAGGAUGGGUGAGGAGGGACUUUCUGGAGGGAUCCUCAACGCUGUCGCUCAGGUCUCCCCUGGAUCAUCCUCAACCAGCUUGAGCUUCAUCCCCUCCACUCCAUCCAGUUCCUCAGGAAGCGACAAUGAGACCAGAACCCUUUCUAGCUCCCCAGAUUCACCCUCUCUCGGCUGGGAGUGGAUGCAGGAAAGAUCUUCCACAGCCAGUUGCUACACAGUAGCACAGGAGAACAAAUCAGGAACCCUGUGGCCGUCUUUUACGCUUGCCAGUGGGCUUCCUGUUCCAGUGCCUGACACAGCUAUGACAAGUCGACAAAUGCCAGGAGGGCAAAUGAGCAGCUCGUUGCCACCACCUCCCACAUCAAACUCUAACCAUUCUGCUUUACUUACCAUGCUCCUAGCGCAAAUCCCAACACAGCAUAAAAUCCAGACCACUCUGUCUAGCCCUCUGCCAUCCAAUGGAGCUGGUACCAGGUGCACUCCCUUCAUGGAUUUGUCAAACACUUGGCCAGAACAGGGUCCUCUUCCUAUGACCAGCUCCUCCUUGCUAAAGCACAGCUGGCCUUUGACUCCCCCUGAGGAUCCCCAGAACAUCAACAUGGCGCACCCCGGAGAGUUCCUACCACAUGGCGUCACAAAUGUCUACGGCCCCGAUCACAACCAGAGCCUACUUUGCACCGGACUCUCCUGUGCCAGUGUCCAGUGAAGUAAAAUAAAACAGACUAAAUAUAAGCACAAACCUUUUUCUAGGACUUUUCAGUCUCCACUCCUCCUCCUCUCUCUGACUCUGAUUCUUCAUGCCUUUGCUCCACUGUUCACGAAUUAGCCCUUGUCUCCAAAGGCAAAACUAUUAACUAUUGCAUGAAAGGACCUUGAGAUUAUAAUAGACAAAAUUUCCAGUUCUAGUCAUUACUGUACAAAAAAUACAUUGCACUCAAGAAAGAAGAAAAAGGUGAUUGCAGUGUUUUAUAAGGACAAGUCAGAGUGAAGUACUUUGAGGUAGGAAAUCCUGGCUUUGAAUCCAGCUCAGCUGUCGACUUUCAGCAUGACAGGAGAAAAUUCUGGUUUUAGUCCAACACUGGUAAUAUAAUAUAUAUAUAUAUAUAUAUAUAUAUAUAUAUAUAUAUAUAUAUAUAUAUAUAUAUAUAUAUUCUUGAAUGUAAGCUAUGAAAUUUUUAUCUUUAAAACAUGGUGUCAAGAUUAUGUCUUUGCAGUUAGAAGAAUAACUUUUUUUAUUGUCUUUGUGUUAAAGCAAUUUGAUUUUAAUUCUGUAUAAAAACUUUGUCUACUUUAUUCUUAAAUUGUGGAUUAUUUCUUUCUAAAGGUAUCAUUUAAACCCUUGUAAAUUCCUAAUAAACUGUUGUAUUUC
Messenger RNA from Acipenser ruthenus (sterlet), 3642 nucleotides. RefSeq names its product aryl hydrocarbon receptor-like. The record is from RefSeq and is a predicted model, not a curated record. Gene Ontology annotation, biological process: regulation of transcription by RNA polymerase II. Gene Ontology annotation, cellular component: aryl hydrocarbon receptor complex; nucleus. The coding region runs from base 721 to 2979 and encodes 752 amino acids. The transcript is spliced from 11 exons. Lineage: Eukaryota; Metazoa; Chordata; Actinopteri; Acipenseriformes; Acipenseridae. Gene Ontology annotation, molecular function: protein dimerization activity; transcription cis-regulatory region binding; nuclear receptor activity.